This is a messenger RNA of Exserohilum turcica Et28A, 924 nucleotides long. RefSeq lists its product as uncharacterized. Gene Ontology annotation, cellular component: mitochondrion. The coding region runs from base 1 to 924 and encodes 307 amino acids. Lineage: Eukaryota; Fungi; Ascomycota; Dothideomycetes; Pleosporales; Pleosporaceae. The transcript is spliced from 2 exons. The record is from RefSeq and is a predicted model, not a curated record.
AUGUCCGCUCCAUUGCGCCGUGCCGUUAGGACUGCCGUUUCCAGUAACAGCGGCGUGUGCUGCACCUGUCGCCAUGCCCUACAGCCCAGGCGGGUGCGCAUUGCGGACCAGGUGCGCUGUCUGAGCACCACUCCCGCCUUGCUGUCAGGCCAUUCGAAAUGGGCUACGAUCAAGCACGACAAGGCGAAGAACGAUGCGGGCAAGUCGAAACAGCGGUCGCUCAUGACCCGCGACAUCACCAAUGCCGUCAAACUCGCUGGCCCCAACCCCGACAUGAACCCUCGCCUUGCCCUCGCCAUAUCCACGGCAAAAAAGUCGGCUGUACCAAAGGCUUCCAUUGAGGCUGCCAUUGCGCGUGGGCAGGGCCUCUCUGCCUCGGGCGCAGCGCUCGAAUCUGUCGUUCUCGAAGCCAUACUCCCGCCGUCCAUUGCCACUAUUAUAGAAUGCCAGACCGACAACAAGCUGCGUGCAUUGGCCGACCUCCGCUUACUGGUCAAGGAGGCGGGCGGCGCCGUCUCUGCUACAGCCUUCAUGUUUGAAAAGAAAGGGCGGAUAAUACUGCGGAAAAAGGAUGGCGUGACCGUGGACGAAGUGCUGGAGCCCGCGGUGGAGGCCGGCGUGGUAGACGUAGACGAGGAUACCCAGGGCAGGGUCGUGCUUUACACCGAGCCAGCCAUGACGAAUAAGACGGCCGACAAACUAUCCAAGGAUCUGGGAUAUGAGAUUGAAGAGAGCGAAAUUAUUUACGACCCGAACGAAGACACCAAGGUACCAUUGGAAGAUGAGGGCGCAGCCAAAGAGUUGAGUAGCUUCUUGGAUGAGCUGCAGGAAGUACAGGGCGUGCAGGGCGUGUACAUGAAUUGGGCCAAGGGAAGUCUACCAGACGACGUUUGGGAGGAGUUGAGAGGAAAGGCGAGCGUUUGA